Molecule: messenger RNA, 2387 nt
Organism: Andrographis paniculata
Lineage: Eukaryota; Viridiplantae; Streptophyta; Magnoliopsida; Lamiales; Acanthaceae
Product: probable pectinesterase/pectinesterase inhibitor 51
Exons: 2
Coding region: 450-2240 (596 amino acids)
Biological process (GO): cell wall modification
Molecular function (GO): pectinesterase inhibitor activity; pectinesterase activity
Source: RefSeq, a predicted model, not a curated record
AAAUUCCACAGGCAUUAAUGGCCGCCGCGUUCCCCGAUUUUGCCACUCUCUCUCUUUCUCUGUCGCCGUGCAGUUCCGUCCGACGGUCCUCCCUCUCUCUAGACUCCGUCGGAUUAGAUCAGAUCAGAUCAGAUCUGCCCCAGUUUCCACCAGAUUCCCCAAACCGACAACUCCAUUACUCAAUCCUUCCCUCCUCCCGUUUAAGACCACGCUACGCUACGCUACGCCCAAUUGGCAAUUGGGAUGUGAGUGAGCGAGUGAGCGAGCAAGCAAGCAAGCGUAUUCCACGACUACACCCCAACCCCUCCCUCCCACUUUACUCCUCCACUCCUUAUCUAAUUUCGUCCCGUGACUCAUCUUCCAAUCCUCUCUCUCCUUCAAAUCAAUUCUCCGAUCCAACAAGAUUGUUUGUCUGUUUCUCUGUUGACUCACUCCUUAAAUAAAUAAAGAUGCUUCUUAGAAAGCCUAUUAAGCCCAUGCCGCGGCCUUCCCAUUCCCAUUCCCAUUCCCACUCCAAUUCCAAUCCCCUCUGUCCCAACCAAUUUCACCCUUCCAAUUCCAAAUUCCUUUUCAUAGCUAUGGCAGCCUUCCUCUUACUCUUUCUCUCUCUCCUCCUCUUCUUCACUCUCUCCUCCGCCUCCUACCACCACCACCACCACCACCCGCUGCCCAAGGACGACGCCGGACCACCCUCUUCCGAAAACAUCAUCAACGAGACCUGCAAGGCAUCACGUGAUCCCGCCACGUGCCAGGCCUCCCUCUCCCAGGCGGGUCACGUGCCGCCGUCCCCGUCCGUGUUGCAGGUGAUCCAAUCGUCACUAUCUAUCUCCUCGACCCAUCUCAACGCCGGGCGCGGCAUGGUUCAGGAAAUCCUGAACGCGUCCGCACCCAAUCAGAACCGUACGAUCGGUGCCAAGACCUGCCUGGAGCUGCUGCGUUACUCCGAGUACCGGAUGAAUCUGGUGGCUGAGGCUCUGCCGCGUGGCAAGCUCAAGGACGCCCGGGCCUGGAUGACCGCCGCAUUGGCCUACAACUACGACUGCUGGUCCACGCUCAAGUACGUGAACGACACCUCCCUCGUCGAUAAAACCAUGUCGUUUUUCUACACCUCUCUGAUCCCCUCCACCAGCAAUACUCUGGCAAUGAUGGUGAAUUACGACGUCUUCACCGACAAGACAGCUUCGUGGAGUCCGCCCAAGACCGAGCGCGACGAUUUCUGGGAACCCGGCUCAGAAUCAUCAUCAUCGUCGUCGUCUGGUUUUGUCGGCGGCGUCCCGCGGGGGCUUAACCAUGACGUGACUGUGUGCAAGGGCGGCGCCGGCGCGUGCAAUUUCGAGACGGUGCAAGAAGCGGUGAACGCCGCCCCGGACAACUCUGGGGCCGGUAGCCAUUUCGUGAUUUGGAUUAAGGCAGGGGUGUACGAGGAGACUGUCCGGGUUCCGUUGGAGAAGAAGAAGGUGGUUUUCUUAGGGGAUGGAAUGGGGAAAACAGUAAUUACAGGGGCCUUGAAUGUCGGCCUGCAGGGCGUGUCCACCUACAACUCUGCCACUUUGGGUGUUGUGGGCGAUGGAUUUAUGGCGAGUGGCUUGACGAUCCAGAACACGGCAGGCCCCGAAGCUCACCAAGCAGUAGCAUUCCGAUCAGACAGCGAUCUCUCUGUGGUAGAAAAUUGCGAAUUCCUCGGCAAUCAAGACACCCUCUAUGUCCACACCUUACGACAGUACUACAGAUCAUGUCGAAUCCAAGGCAAUGUGGACUUCAUAUUUGGAAACUCUGCUUCUUUCUUCCAAGAUUGUGUGAUCCUUGUUGCUCCCCGACAGCUGAGACCUGAGAAGGGGGAGAGCAAUGCAGUGACAGCCCAUGGGCGAACCGAUUCUGGUCAAUCGACAGGCUUCGUCUUCCAGAAUUGUGUGAUAAACGGCACCGACGCGUACAUGGGUUUGUAUCACAGCAAACCGGCAGUGCACAAGAAUUAUCUGGGGCGGCCAUGGAAGGAAUACUCGAGGACAGUGUUCAUUGGAUGCACCAUGGAAGCUCUUAUCCAUCCCGACGGAUGGAUGCCCUGGAGUGGAGAAUUUGCAUUAAACACCCUGUACUAUGGAGAAUUUGAAAACAGGGGACGGGGGUCAGAUGUAUCGAAACGAGUAAGGUGGAGCAGCCAGAUCCCGGCAGAGCAUGUUCAUAGUUAUUCAGUUCAAAAUUUCAUUCAAGGGGAUCAAUGGAUCCCCACCUCCUCCUGAUCAUUACUGUUACUGUAUCUCUGUGUGUUAAGCUCUCUCUCUCUCUCUCUCUCUCUCUCCCUCUCUCUCUCUAUAUAUAUAUAUAUAUAUAUUUAUAUUUAUAUUUAUAUAUAAAUGCAAAGAUUAAGCCGAUGCAUUGUUUUUCUA